AUGUCGGGCCUUGAGAAGGCUCUUUUUAACCUCAAGUUCACCUCUAAACAACUAAACCGACAAGCCGCAAAAGCCGACCGAGAUGCCCGCACCGAACAGGCCAAACUGAAGAAAGCCCUCACCCAAACCCCUCCUCAACCACAAAUCGCCCGUCUCUACGCUACCAACUCGGUUCGCAAUUCCCAGCAGAGAAUUCAACUCCUCACGCUCGCAGCACGGAUCGAUGCCGUCGCCGCGCGUGUGCAGACAGCCAUCACCAUGCGGACAGUGACAGGAUCGAUGGCACAGACAGUAAAGGGCAUGGACGCGGCACUCAAGAGCAUGGAUUUGGAGAAAAUCGGAGCAGUGAUGGAGAAAUUCGAGUCACAAUUCGAGGAUCUCGACGUGGUUUCAGGCUACUAUGAGGGUGUGGCUGGAGGAGUAGAGAGCCAGCAAGUGGGCGUCGAAGGCCAAGGGGAGGUCGACGCUUUGAUGAAUCGGGUCGCGGAUGAGGCGGGUGUCGAGUUGUCCCAGGAAAUGCAGCAGAAGGUGCCGGAGCAUGAGCUACCGACGGCAGAAUCGGCGGAGAGAGCGAAACUUGAGGAGGGCCUGGGAGACAGGCUGAGGGCGCUGAGAAAUUGA
Messenger RNA from Rhinocladiella mackenziei CBS 650.93, 621 nucleotides. RefSeq lists its product as uncharacterized. The transcript is spliced from 2 exons. Gene Ontology annotation, cellular component: multivesicular body; ESCRT III complex. NCBI's taxonomy places the organism in Eukaryota, Fungi, Ascomycota, Eurotiomycetes, Chaetothyriales, Herpotrichiellaceae. Bases 1 to 621 code for a protein of 206 amino acids. The record is from RefSeq and is a predicted model, not a curated record. Gene Ontology annotation, biological process: protein transport; endosome transport via multivesicular body sorting pathway; late endosome to vacuole transport.